AUGGCUCGUUUCAGCUUGUCUUUCCUUGCUCUCUGCUUCUUCCUGGCCCUUGUGGUCUCGGCGUUGCCCGCCAAGCCUGGCGACGAUGACUUGGAUGCUGGUGAUGCCGUUGCAGCAGCUCUCAGCGCUCUCAAGGCCUUUGAGAAGCUGGACCAGGAGAAGAACAACACCCCAGAAAAGGCCUCGCCUUCUCAUGGAGCCACUGUGAAGGAGGCAACCCCAACGUCGCAGCCCAUCCCAUCAGGCACUCGCACCACGGUGCAGACCCCCGCCUCUGCCAGCAGCUCUACCGCUGCUGCUCCGAAGAAAAAGCAGAGCAGCACUAACAUGCUCUCGCACAUUCCCAUCAUUGGCGGUGUGCUGGGAGGUGGUGAGGGUCUGGGAAGCCUUCUGCCAAGUCGGUAG
Molecule: messenger RNA, 405 nt
Organism: Aspergillus fumigatus Af293
Lineage: Eukaryota; Fungi; Ascomycota; Eurotiomycetes; Eurotiales; Aspergillaceae
Source: RefSeq, a predicted model, not a curated record